UAUAUAUGUGUCAUGCAGCCAGAUCCCAGGGCUGAAUUUCCAAGCCCUGAAUCUGACUUCAUAACAUAAACAUGCGAGCACCUGGCGGGAGAAGAUAAAAUGAGCCUGGGAACUCAGGGGUGAAAGUAUAAACAAUUAUAAUUGCUGUAGUGGGGGGGGAUAGAAACCUUGGUGGAAAUGUGAUCCAGAAGGUGGGGUUUGAUGAUGAUAUUUGCGUGUGAUACUACGUUGCAUCAGAAGUGAUAAAAUUAGAUGUAUGUAAACAUUAGAUCAUUCUCGACUUUUCCAAAGUCAUGUAUUCUUCAAUAAAGAUUGUGUUUGAGAGCAGCUGUCUUUGAUCUGCGUUCAGACUGGUCCUUUGAAGUGAGCCUGACAUUAAAGUCGAGAAUCCCAUUUCUCACCCUCCUGCGGAAUUCGCAGUGAAGUGAUAAUGAGCGAGGAAGAAGAUCAAAGCCCAAAUGAGGCAGAGAGGCCUUUGCAAGGGGCCCGGCCGAAGAGAGAAGAGACGCUGCAAGCCAUAGCUUCCUCUACGGGGUACCCCAAGCCGAACGGCGUGACCCAGAGAAUUCCCAGGCUCGGAAGAGGCGUCUCUGCAGCUGCAGAAACCAGUUGGGGAUCUGGAGGAAGUAUGCCGGAGACCGUGGCCCUGCGGUUAUCCAUCCUGGAAACUAAUUUAUCCAGGCUGUCGGAAACCGUGGGGAGAUUGGUGCCAUUAUUGGAAGAGAAUCUCCAGAAGGAGGCCAGCCGAUAUGGCGCCGAGAGAGAACCAAGCAAAGAAGGAGAUUGGAGCCAGAGGGGCCAGCGGGCGUCAACGCAGAGCCCCGUGGCGGCAAGGGACGAGGGAGAUGAGGAAUACUGGCAGGAGCUGCAGUUCCGGGACAGCAUGGCGCGAGAAGUGGAGCGUCAGCGAGCCCUGGGGACCCUGAGGCCGCCGUCUCCAACAGAGCUCCCAACCCCCCGAAUGGGCGUCGGGGUGGAAAGGCCACUGGGGCCAGGGAUCGGGUCCAGUGGAUUCGCAGACGAAGGCGGAGAGGAGCGGGGGGUCCAGGAAGAGGAGGAGGAUGUGCCGUACGACGAGGAAAGGCGAGAUGAGGGGGCUACAGCUAGGCCAGUAUGCGGAUGGGCGGAAGAGCCAACAGCGGCGGCAGACUUCCAGGAGCCGCGCAGAAUGACCACCGGAGUGGGGCGCGGCGUGUUCCAAGGAGCCACCCGAGGAAACCUGAUGCAACCCUUCCCCAUGCCGCCCAGACAAUAUCAAAGGGCUGCAGAAUGGAUGCCUAGAAGGGAAGAUCUCAAGCUGGAAUACGGAGGGGAAUCAGAGGAACUGAACUUUUUUCUAAUUAGCAUUAGAGGAUACAUGGAAGACAACGCACACACAUUUCCCUCCGAAGCAAGCAGGGUUCGAGCCAUCGGCAACACACUAAAGCGAGGAGCAGCCAGCUGGUAUGUGCAAUUGCAUGCCAGACGCGACCCAUGCCUGAGGUCAGUGCCCCGCUUCCUCGCCGCACUGGAGAACCGGUUCAGAGACCGGCUAGAGCAAUUGAGGGCUCGAGACCAGCUGAAAGGAAUAAAACAGAGGGACAAAACGGUGCCCGAGUACGCAGAGGAAUUCCUCCACCUCGCGGAAAGGGUACCGGAGUGGUCUGAAGUAACCAAAGUGGAACUAUUUAAAGAGGGACUACGCCCCGAGAUUUUCAGCUGGGCAGCGCACAGAGACGACCCCGAGACGCUCCAGGGAUGGAUCCAACUAGCGGGGCGCGUCGAAUCUACCCUGGCACAAGUAAAGCGCUUCAGGAGCAGCAGCGGCCAGCAAAGACCGGUGGCGAGAGGUCGAGGAGAAACGAGGAAGCAAGAAAGACCCGGAGGGAGGCCGGGGAUUCCCUCCAGAGGAGACGACAACAAACCUAAACCGGGAUGCUUUGUAUGUGGGAAGACGGGCCACCGAGCAGCGGAAUGCUGGGCCCGGAAGGGGGAGCCGCCAAAAGCCCCAAAGCCCAAGCCAGCAACCGGGAGGCGUGCGGAGGAGGAGGUGCAGGCCCCAGAAUCUUCGGAAAGAUUGGACUAUGGUGAAAGAAGAACCGAAGAGGAGGACGAAGAAAACGGGGGCGCCAUGUCAUGCAGCCAGAUCCCAGGGCUGAAUUUCCAAGCCCUGAAUCUGACUUCAUAACAUAAACAUGCGAGCACCUGGCGGGAGAAGAUAAAAUGAGCCUGGGAACUCAGGGGUGAAAGUAUAAACAAUUAUAAUUGCUGUAGUGUGGGGGGGAUAGAAACCUUGGUGGAAAUGUGAUCCAGAAGGUGGGGUUUGAUGAUGAUAUUUGCGUGUGAUAUUACGUUGCAUCAGAAGUGAUAAAAUUAGAUGUAUGUAAACAUUAGAUCAUUCUCGACUUUUCCAAAGUCAUGUAUUCUUCAAUAAAGAUUGUGUUUGAGAGCA
Molecule: messenger RNA, 2431 nt
Organism: Anolis carolinensis (green anole)
Lineage: Eukaryota; Metazoa; Chordata; Lepidosauria; Squamata; Anolidae
Exons: 2
Coding region: 431-2167 (578 amino acids)
Molecular function (GO): zinc ion binding; nucleic acid binding
Source: RefSeq, a predicted model, not a curated record